Messenger RNA from Fibroporia radiculosa, 978 nucleotides. RefSeq lists its product as uncharacterized. The record is from RefSeq and is a predicted model, not a curated record. Bases 1 to 978 code for a protein of 325 amino acids. Lineage: Eukaryota; Fungi; Basidiomycota; Agaricomycetes; Polyporales; Fibroporiaceae. The transcript has 6 exons.
AUGUCCGCUAAAAUCUCCAGUGCGCAGUACACCGUCGCCAUCGUCGGCGCAACCGGUAAUCUCGGAAAGGAGGUCGCGAACCAGUUUCUCACCAACUAUCGCCUCUUCUUCCCUCGCGUCAUCGCCGUCGGUCGGGACAUUUCUACCCCCGAAGCGCGCCAGCUCGUCGAGCAGGGUGUGGAGCUGCGCUCGGUCGACCCGGCCAACGCGACUGAGUCCUUCACCAAGGCAUUUGAGGGUGCUGACGUUGUUAUCAAUGUUUCCGCCCAUGCACCCCUGGAAUACAUCAAUGCGCUCUUCCGUGGCGCUCUGAACAACGGCGUCAAGGUCUACUUUCCUUCAGAGUAUGGCUCCGACCAUCGUCUCCACAACUUCGAGGGCUGGGACGCCGAAGUCUGGGAGGCGAAGCACAAGCACGCUGUGGAAGCUCGCUCGCUCGCUCAAGGCAAGCUCAAGAUCAUCGCUCUUUAUACUGGACUCUUCAUGGAAGGUACCAUCGGCCCCUGGUUCGGUUUCGACACUGCUAAUCGCGUUUACACCUGCAUCGGCUCCCCUGACAAGAAGACCGCAAUCACCGGAAAGGUCGACAUCGCGCGCGCGCUCGCGGAGCUAUCCCUGCUCGCGCUCUCCCCGGGCACGGCGGCGCAGGUGCCGGACGAGGCGCGCAUCGCGGGCGACAACGUAAGCUACCGCGACAUCCGCGACAUCGUGCAACGCGUGCGGGGCGCGCUCGGCGUGCAGCCUGCGGAAAUCGCGCUGGAGGAGGUCGAGCUUGCGCCAUUCCGGGAGAAGGUGCGCACGGGCGAGUUGCAGGAGCCGCAUUAUGGCCCGCUGCAUCAUAUCAGGAUCCUCAUCGCGGAGGGAAGGCACGACUUCACUGAGAACAACAAUGAGCUAGUGAACCCGGGACAAAAGGCGUGGAAGUGGAAAACCGUCGAGGAUUAUGUUCGCGAGGUUGGCGGAAAGCCACACUGCUAA